ACAUCCUAGUCGUCCGUCGGUGUCACAUCCUAAUCGCCAUCGAUCGCCAUUGCGCCAUGCUACCAGCUGGAUAUGGGCAUGAUAUAAAAUUGGCUGAGGCGUCGAUGACUUAUCUUCCCCUUCUGCAUACGGGACGAUUAUUUUGACACACGAGCAAAAUGUCUCAUCGAGCCGUCGUUAAGCACCUUCCCGCCGGCACCUGUCUUGGUGCAGGGGCAUUCGGGAGCGUCCAUAUCGAGCACGUCGGAGGUGUCCAGAUGGCUGUGAAAAGGGUCAACGGGGCCGUACGGUCAAGCACAAGGGCGUACGCUCGUCGCGAAGCGGCUCUGCUACAACGGUUGCGCCACGACAACAUCGUGGCCUUCCAUCAUUUCGAGGAACGCGAGACUCUCUCUCUCCUGUCGAUGGAAUAUUGCGCCGCAGGCGACCUGCACAGCUACAUCCAUGAUGUACCAGACGAGCACAAGCGCUCCUCGGACUUGUGUCGAAUGGCUGCUGAGCUUUUAUGCGCUGUGCACCACUGUCAUUACGGUAUGGGUCCCCACUACCUGCUGCACGGCGAUAUCAAGCCGUCGAAUGUGUUGAUCGCAGCAGACGGCACCGUGAAAUUAGCCGACUUUGGCCUGUCGAGGCUGAAGAUUGGCGGCCACCUGGAACGAUGGAACUUCGUCGGCACGCCAGGCUACACAGCUCCAGAGAUCCUCCGGCGUUUGCCUUAUGGACCAGCCAGCGACGUUUGGUCUUUCGGUUGUACCUUGAUGCUUUUCCAAGAGGUGCCGGCUCUGUCGACGCGGACAAAACAAGGUCUGCUCAAAGAUCCCUUCUACAAAGAGGCUCUGGCCUUGUUGUCUUCGGACUGCACUGAUUUGAUUGAGUCAGCUACAAGAGCACACGUAGGUCGCUCGAUAGCAUGCAUGGCAGGACCGAACAAACCUUUCUGACACCCCGACCACUUCCGAUCAGGCGAGUGAGCGGCCGACGACCGCCGCACUACUGGCUCAGUCUCACAUUCUGGUAUGGUUGAAGAAUUCCGUUGCUUCGGCAGGUGUCGUUCAAGGUGGCGGGCGUUCUUUCGAGCGACGAGGCGGCCACAUCGAGCUACGCGA
Molecule: messenger RNA, 1106 nt
Organism: Jaminaea rosea
Lineage: Eukaryota; Fungi; Basidiomycota; Exobasidiomycetes; Microstromatales
Product: kinase-like protein
Exons: 7
Coding region: 159-941 (260 amino acids)
Biological process (GO): protein phosphorylation
Molecular function (GO): ATP binding; protein kinase activity
Source: RefSeq, a predicted model, not a curated record